GUGAGCCUCACCUCGACCAGCACGAGCACCUGGAGCAGCAGCAGCAGUUGCGAGCAGGAAAGAGCAUGCUGGGCGCGGUGAAGAUGGAAGGCCACGACGCUCCAGACUGGAGUUACUACAGCGAGGAGGUCUACUCCCCGAUGGCGGCGGGUCUCGGGAUGGGUGCUGUGUCAAGCUACAUGUCCGGCAGCGGAACGGCGUCCACCUCUUUCAAUAUGCCAUACAGCGGCCCCAGCAUAAGCCCCGCCCCGGUGUCAGGGAUGGGUGUGUGCAGCCUCAGCAGUGGCGCAAUGGGCGGGACUCUGAGCCCGUCCUGCAUGAGCUCGGCGACGGCCCAGCAGACUUCCUUGGCCCUGAACCCAUACGGCGGCGCGAGUCCGAGCGUCAACGCCGGCACGGCGUACAGCGGAGGCGGCGGGCUGAACCGAGGCCGCGACGGCAAAGCAUUGAGGAGAAGCUACCCGCACGCCAAGCCGCCGUACUCGUACAUCUCGCUUAUCACCAUGGCAAUCCAGCAGGCGCCUGGCAAGAUGCUGACCCUCAGUGAGAUCUACCAGUGGAUCAUGGACCUGUUCCCGUACUACCGGCAGAACCAGCAGCGCUGGCAGAACUCCAUCCGCCACUCGCUGUCCUUCAACGACUGCUUUGUCAAAGUCUCACGCUCGCCCGACAAACCCGGGAAGGGGUCCUACUGGACCCUGCACCCGGACUCUGGUAACAUGUUUGAGAAUGGCUGCUACCUGCGGCGCCAGAAGCGUUUCAAGUGUGACAAGAAGGUCCAAUCGGAGGGCAGGAAGGAGCGAGGGGGCGGAGCCUCUCCUUGCAGGGAGACCCUAAAGCCUCCCGGACUCUCAGACACGUCCUCACUGGCGUCGUCCAGCCGGGCGGGGCUACCCGGCUCGGACACCAAGGUGUCAGGCUCUCAGUUGCUGUCGUCCUUGUGCCUGCCGCCGCACGCGCACAUGCACGUGCAUGAGGCCCAGAUGCACCUCAAAGGCGACGCCCACUACGCCUUCAACCACCCUUUCUCCAUCAACAACCUCAUGUCUUCAGAGCAGCACCACAAACUGGACCUGAAGGCCUACGAGAGCCUGCAGUACUCACCCUACGGCACCGGACCCGCCAUUGGCACCAGGACGGUCGAGUCGCUGGAGGCGUCGUACUACCAAGGGGCGUGUCCCAGGGCGCUCCUCAACACCUCCUAGUCCUCACUUCCUGUUCCAGGCUUUGCAUGCCGCCUCACUAUGGGACUUCCUGUUUGGACUUAUUGGACAGGACACAAACACGUUCCAAAAACAUUCACCUCCACGUGCACGCGGUCGUGCACGCUUCCAUCAUGUUGAUGUUUGGGGUCAAAGGUCAGAGGUGUGACUGCAGGGGU
This is a messenger RNA of Dunckerocampus dactyliophorus (ringed pipefish), 1381 nucleotides long. It is a transcript of the gene foxa1, whose product is annotated as forkhead box A1. Gene Ontology annotation, molecular function: transcription factor binding; protein domain specific binding; RNA polymerase II cis-regulatory region sequence-specific DNA binding. NCBI's taxonomy places the organism in Eukaryota, Metazoa, Chordata, Actinopteri, Syngnathiformes, Syngnathidae. Gene Ontology annotation, biological process: anatomical structure morphogenesis; cell differentiation; regulation of transcription by RNA polymerase II. The transcript is spliced from 2 exons. The coding region runs from base 66 to 1205 and encodes 379 amino acids. The record is from RefSeq and is a predicted model, not a curated record.